Messenger RNA from Monascus purpureus, 2894 nucleotides. The record is from the annotation of a GenBank genome assembly. Lineage: Eukaryota; Fungi; Ascomycota; Eurotiomycetes; Eurotiales; Aspergillaceae.
AGAACGAUUGCACAGGCUUUUCUGUGUAGUGCUGUGUGGAAGGGCCGUAAAAAUGCUUUCUAGAUCUCCAGCAUCGACAGUGAGUCGGCCAUGUUCUCGUGAGCUCCUGCAUGCAAUCGCCCAUAACGUCCCGCAGCUUAGUUCGCGACAACUCCGCCGAGGAGCUGCAAACCCCAUCCGUCAGAGAUCACGGAAUUGCAGUUCACUACGGAACCAGUGCCCUCUCCCCCCGCAAUUUCCUUCGAAAAAACGGGCUACCGACAACAGAUCUGGAGUAUGGUGUGCCGCGAAAAGAUCGACGUCAACGUCUGCUCCGGUGGAUGGCGCAGUCGGACCGAGUCGCAAAGACGAGAUUUACGCUUUGAUCGACAAUAUCAAUCAACAUGACGCCGAGCUAGCCGAGCUUCUAGAAAAUUUGGAUUUGUUGGAUGAGCACCAUGGAGUCCUUAAUAUCCACGGUACGGAUCUCGAUCAUGCCUUUAGCCAGACAAUCGGCCACCGAAGCCCAGAGGCGCUGGAAUCACGAGUUCGAAUGGCAAGGCAGCAGUUUGGGGAAAGUCUACCAGAGGGCUACUUGAAUGCUGUCGAGACACAACUAUACGUUCGACUGUAUGGCGAGCCGAUAGUCAAGGAGCAAGAGCUCCAGGUCGAGGAUGAGGAGGCCGGGGCAGAUAGCGACCAGUUGUUCCGGGAAGAUGGACAAGGAGGUUGGGAAGAGGUUGAGUUCGAACGAGCCACGCUGCAGGGGGAAGGCGAAGAAGAGAUCCCUGUGGUAUAUGACAUGGAAGCGGGUCCGGAGGAGGAGGAGUCGAUGAUAAUGAAACGCGCAAGAGAGGUGGCUGAACAGCUAGGUGGUGAAGUCAUGCUCCAGCAGUUCGAAGACGAGGCCGUUCCGGAUUCUACUCCCCGAAGACAUCCCCUGACAGUGGAGGGUAAAUUCUCUACAAACCCCAGCACUAUUCUUCUGCCGACAGACACUGUAGUUGGCCCCAUCUCGGCGAUCCUGUCCAACUACUCCAACAAGCACCUUAAGGACAAAGCUCGUGCGAUAUUUGGCGGGAGGAGUCUCCCUCAUUCUACAACGGUCAUGCCUCCGCGUGCCCAGCUGCCGCAGCUCCCCGUCGCCCUAGAAGCUUCACAACAUUACAUGAGCGACAUGGAAGCUAAUUCAUUUCUGGCCGUUCUGUACCCCGGCAUAUACUCGUCUGUGCUGAGCAUUCUAGUCGAAAUUCGAAAACGACUAGGGACCAGUUGGAUUCGUCGUCUGAUGACGCAGGAAGGGGGCCCAAGUGUGCUUGAUGCUGGUGGUGGGGGUGCUGGAAUCUUGGCCUGGAGAGACAUUCUUCGCACAGAGCACGAGCUUAUGAAUCCUGACAGCCACGAAUCUGACUCGGUUCCUAUGGGGAAGUCAACCGUUGUCACUGGAUCGGAAGCCCUUCGACUCCGUGCGGCUGCCAUGCUCGAGAACACGACGUUUCUCCCUCGUUUACCAGAUUACGUCCAUGUCCGCGACACGCCGACAUUGGAAGAUGCGCGAGAACCUCCCAAACGGAAACAGUAUGACAUUAUAAUUGCGCCCCACACCCUCCUCGGAAUUGAAGACGACUAUCUGCGGAAGGAACAUGUUGAGAAUCUCUGGUCCUUGCUUAAUCCCAAUGGAGGUGUCUUGAUUCUUCUCGAAAAAGGACGCCAGCGCGGGUUUGAAGCUGUUGCUGGAGCGCGCGAGAUGUUGCUGAAGCGUCAUAUUUCCAGCCCCGGCUCCACAGAAUACGAAGACUUCCUUGAGUCUCCUGGAGAUGGUAAACCCGUGAAAAAGGAAACUGGGAUGAUCAUUGCCCCUUGUACAAACCAUGAAAUUUGUCCCAUGUACCGCUUCCCGGGCGUAUCGAAGGGCCGUGAAGACUACUGUCAUUUCCAGCAAAGGUAUAUCAGGCCCCAGUUCCUGCAACGCAUCAUCGAUGCCAAGGAUCGAAAUCACGAGGAUGUCAAAUUCAGCUACAUCGCUGUCCAGCGGGGUGAGGACUUGCGUCAACAAGCUGAAAUCGCGCAAGACAUCGAAGCCACAAACGCUGCAUUUGCCGGUUAUGAGCAUAUUGCCCGGAGCCCCAAAGAGGAAGAACUGGAAGCUGUAAACACGCCCAAUACGACAGAGACAACUCCCCAGACUACGGAAGCCACUCCAUCAGAAAGUCCAACAGGAACCUUCCACACCCUUUCCCUUCCUCGUAUUGUUUACCCCCCUAUGAAGCGACGAGGACACGUCAUCCUCGACGUGUGCACCCCGGAAGCUAAGAUUGAACGCUGGAUUGUUCCUCGCUCCUUCAGCAAGACCGCCUUCACAGACGCCCGAAAGGCAGGAUGGGGAGACCUGUGGGCUCUAGGCGCCAAGACCCGGAUCCCACGAACUCUGGUGCUGGGCCAGAAAGACGGCGAAGGGAAGAAAGAACGGCUUGCUAGACGAGCCGCUGUAAGAGCCGCUCUGCGCGAGGAACAGGAAGAACUCAGUGAAGGCAACACGUCCUCCACACCGCCGUUGCCGGAGAUGCCUAUUCUUAUCAAGGAAAAGGGUCAAACGAUCCCUAGUUGGAAGAAGAAAUUGACUAAAAAGCAAACGAGGCAGGCCGCGAAGAAGCGUUCUGCAGCAGGACUUGAAAGCGUUAAGGCCGAUGUUUAAAAGACCUUCCAAUUCUACAUUCUCUUCCUCUCUCUCUUACCGGGCUAUUCAUUGUACGUGGAAAAAUACCGGAAGUUGACGAUCUACCGCGGCGCAAGGACAUUCUAUGGGUUUCUCUUACUCUCAAGGGGAGGGCGGUAAAGGAAUAUUGGAUUGAAUCUGGCAUUUAUACCUAGUCAAAGUGUAAUAUAGUGACCUCUUCACUCAAUUUCUAUUCUUA